GUGUGGCAGACCGCGGACGGCGCGGGCGCGCGUUCCGCGAUGAGCGCCCGCCCUGUGCGACGUUUGCGAUACCUACACGGCUACUCCGCGAACCGCGCUCUCCGGUGAACCCUACACCACGUUUUGUUGACAAAGUCGUUUUAAAUCCGCGUGUGUUAAUCUAAAAAAAAAACGUGUUCGUUACGUUUUCUUGAUUGCGCCGAUAAGCCAACUCUUUGUCCAAUAUGUCGAACUAAUUACCUUCUAGUUGGCAAUGACUUGUCGUUUGGUAAUAAAAACUUAAUUUCCAAUGAUGUAUCAAUAAAGAAUGAACAUGUCUCAUUAUUAAUAACGAAUAAUAAUGAAGUUACGUUGUUCGGUGUAGUGCGUUAGGAGUGUUUUGUGUUUUUUUUUGUUUUUGUGAUCCACCAGUGCCAAGAUAAACCCGUCAAAAUGAUGCAAGGAUUGUUGGAUUCGCUCUACAAAAUCUAUUCAGAUUGGCGCGCUCCGAUGGCUGACGAAUCUGAGGCGGCGAGGGCGAGACGCGCGCCGGCGCCCCCGCCGCGGCAAACGGCGCGCCCGCCCGAACCUCGCCCCGACCAGGACCCGCCGCCCGUCCGCAUGCCGGCCCCCCCGCGGCUCAUCCGGCCGUCCGAACACCUCGCGAUAGUGGAGCGAUCGAGAGAGCGACGACCGCCGCCGCUCGUUCCUUCCGUGACCGUCGUGCACGGUCCGAGACCGUCGCUUCCGUCGGCUUUACCCCCGCAACCGGUAUACAGACACGUCACCCCGCCGCCAAUGAGGAUGCCUGCCCCGCCGCCAGUUUCCGCCCCUCCUGCGAUGAGGCCUCCACAACCUAGAAGAGAUAUACAGCCUCAGCCACCAGUCCACGCUCAGCCCCUGCCGUCUGCGGUGUCUGCGUCUACGUGUGCCGCGCCUCGGACCAUCGUCAUACAGCGUCCAGACGCAAGACACGGCUUCGGUUUUACAUUAAGACAUUUAGUCGUUUAUCCGCCGGAGUCGAUUCAAGACCUUUACGAAGAUGCGCGGCAUUUGGCCGUGGGCGCGGUGGGCGCUCCAAUGGACACAAUCUUCGUAAGAUCGGUCCGGCCGGGAGGACCAGCAGCGCUGGCAGGGCUCCGAGCCGGCGACCGGGUGCUAGCCGUCAACGGCGAGCCGGUCGCGUGUGGACGAUCACGAGCACCGUACGCGAGGGUCGUGCAACUAGCCCAAAGAGAACCAAGAAUACUAAGGCUCACCGUCGUACCAAGGGACCACGAUCUGCUGCAAAGGUAUUUCAGCGAAGCCGCGUACAAUCGUGAAACGAAUCAGCGACCUCUAGACAUGCCUGCCCCUGUGGCGGAACACGAGCGAUUGUUCGACGCCCACCGGAGACCUAGGGCUGCGCUCCCGGCUCCACAGGCGCCUCUUCGACACAGAGACGACCCUGAGUACGCGAGCGUGGCUUCCAUCGCACCGUCGCGGUUCGAUAUGGGACGGCUGAGCGCUCCGCACUACCUUAUGCAUGAUGGAAGACGAGAAUCGGAUACUUCGCUGCCAUCAUCGGCCACAGAAAGCAAAGACAGUCUCGGUUCGUUCGACUCGAAUUCGACUCUGACGGGCCGAGAAAUAGACGACUCGAUCAUCCUCUCGAGAAUACGAAAGAGCUUGGAGCAGAAGGAAGCUUUCUUGAGGCGACCCAGCCAGCCAAUCGGAUGGGUGACGCCUGACGUUCCUCCGUCUAUCAAACAGAAGGAGUUCUACGCGAGGCCGCAGAAGUUGCAGAAGCCUGCGUGGCCUCCCCCCGCAGCCUCGCCCCCCCUCGCCUCGUCUCCGCCUCCGCAGCCCGCACAGGAGCAAAAGAAAGAUGAAUGCGCGAGCGUGGACAGCGGAACCUUCAGCGGCUAUGGAGAAGUUAACGGUGCCGCCGACAAGACCAGACUAAAACAGGACAAAAGUCAGUUUGUGACAACCCUAUCGAAAAUACAUGAGCUGUUGCCGACCAACGGUCAGAAUGGCUUGACCAAUGGCUCUGCGAACGGCAAAGUUAACAUUAAGGAAGAACUCGAAAACAAUCAAGAUAACAAAUAUCCCGUGCCAGAGUUGCAGCUUGUGACCGCGCGAACGAGACAGCUCGAAGAAGCCCGCGGCGGCGGCGAGAGGAGAACGGAGGUAGCUAGAAGUGAAUUGGCCAGACUCUCCACCACCAGACUGGAACCGAGCGUCGCUCUGAGGCGUAAGGAGUUUGAGAAUAAAACAGCCAGGAGGGAGGCUCGGUCUCUCGAUGUGCAACCGCAACAAGAUAUAGAAACGGAAGCGACGAUCGGCGGAAGUUUGUCAGGGAACCAACUGAUGAUCACCGGCAGCAAACAUUUGCAUUGUCCCCCUCCGGAAGGAUUCGUGCCCGAAACAGAAAAGGUUCAAAUGCGAACAAGGUCUAAUAGCACCGGCAGUGAAGGAUUGCCUAUUAGAAGACAUCAUGCCACAGAUGGCAGUCACGCGAAGAGACGUAUGGGCCUGAACAGAGAACAAAUGGAGGCGAUGAAUCGAGUGUCGCUGCUGGGGCCGCAGAGGCCGACGCAGCUCAGCCUCGCGCCGCCGCCCGCCUCCGCCUCGCCCUCCCCCACGCCCAGCACGCCCGCCGACUCAGGUUUUGCCGAUGACUUGGUCACGAGAAGACAGAAGAAGGACGCUCAACUUGGCGAAGAAGAACGUGCGAUGCGGAGGGUGUCGUAUCUAAAAGCGACGUGGGGCGAUCGGUUGCACUUGGACAGUGACGUGGAGCCAGAUGGCGACCACCACGCUCUACGGAGUGUUUAUCGCAAGUGGCGCCCUCCUCGAUUCACGGACGACAUAACGCCGUUGCUGCGAAUAUUCGACCCACACGCUGUUCUUCCUUCGCGCCCCGAGAAGAAGUGUGAUGAAGAAACAGCGGAAAAUUCAGAGGAAGCCAUUGAGGGAGAUGUUGAAGGCAACGUGCAGGUCAAGAUGGUGGUCAGCAAUGGCAAGAGAGCGAGCGAUAGAUCGUGGAAGCAAGUAUGGGCAGUGCUACAGGGCACUAAGCUGUACCUGUAUCGUCACCAUCCAGCUCAGAGUCCCGGUGCUGUGACGGCUGCCAGCGCGGACUCUCAGCAGUCACGCGACGCUCUAGAUGUACGCUACUCUUUGGCAGCACUCGCCGACGACUACACGAAGCGUAAACAUGUCGUCAGAGUCACUACGGCAGCGGGCGCCGAGCUACUGUUACAGGCGGAAGGUGCGGCUGACGCUCAACGAUGGCUGGCCGCGUUGCGCAGACACUCUGCGGAGCCCCCUCCAGCGGAGACCACGCCUGCCCAGACCACCACUCCAGCACCUGCUUCAACGGUAGCCCCUGCCGACUCCCACUCGCCAUUACCACCGCAAAGAAGCAAGAAAAUCGGCAGGAAUAGGUCACCUACUGGCCCACCAACUCCUACCUUGCCGUCUUCGCCGAAGAACAAAACGUGGAAGGGUCGGGUGGCGAAGCAGCUGCGUCGCAUGCACGGCGGCAACACGACGAGCAGCCCCCCCGUGAACGUGACGGGCUGGCUCGGGGCGCCGCUGGAGCGCUGCCCCUCGGACCCGGAGCACCCGCUGGUGCCGCGCGCUAUAACCUUACCGGCACAAGCUGUCGAGGCAUACGGUCUGCGCACGGUGGGAGUGUACCGCGUGCCGGGCAACGCUGCGGGCGUGGCGGCGCUGGCGGGCGCUCUGGAGCGUGGCGCGCCGCCCGCCGCCGGGGACCCGCGCUGGGCGGACGUGCACGUCGCCUCCAGUCUGCUCAAGGCUUACCUGCGACGACUACCCGACCCGCUGCUCACUGCACACCUAUACCCUGCCUUCAUCGCCGCCGACCAGUCGCCGGACCGAGCCCGGGAACUGAAGCGGCUCGUGCACGCGCUGCCCGAAGCUCACUACGAAACGCUCAAGUACCUGAUCCAGCAUUUGCGUAAAGUGGUAGCGCAUUCGGAGGUCAACCUGAUGGACGCGCGAAACUUGGCCAUCAUGUUCGGCCCGACGCUGGUGCGCGCCGCCAGUGACGAUAUGCUCGCCAUGGUCAACGACAUGUCCAGUCAAUGUCGCAUCAUAGAGUCCUUCUUAACACAUUACGACUGGUAUUUCGAAGAAGAGGAAGGCGACCCCCCAAUGGAGCCGCCCCCCUCCGCCGACGAGCUGUCCCCCGCGCCCGCACCCUCCAGAGAUUUACUCAUACAUAAUGUUAAGAAAAUUGAAGGUAAAGAUGUAUCUACACGAGACAUAGUGUCGUCGAUAAUUUCGGCCGCCAAUCGCAAGAUUCAGCGCAAGCCGCGCACGAAGCCCGAGAAGAAGUGGCCCGAGCCGGACAAGAGGAGCGAGGUGUCCCCCGGCGGCUCCCCCCCGCCCUCGCCCCUCGCCUCCCCGCCGCCCCACCUCACCACCUCGCUCGCCGACUACGACGGUUUGCCGCACAACUGCACGGGACAACAAGAUAGAGUUAACAAAAUUGUGUUGGAGGCGAUGAGCACGGUGGGCCGCACUCGCCAGGAUCUCUCGCGACAUUCGCACGCCCUCACAAACAUAACUAUAGACGGAACCGGAGACUUGGUGACAUCUCUGACCAGCACGUUCGACCAGAAGCUGCGGACUUUGAACAACUCAUCGCCGCUGGAUGACGGCAGCAUUCCGUACGCAGACGAAGGACACGACGAGCCCGAGGGCGAGUCCUCGUCGGAGGGACCGCAGCCUCCCUCCCCCGCCUCCCCCGCGUCUCGCACUCCCGCGCACGAACUGAAGGCGGCCUGGCUCGCGCGCGACCACCGGCACUCCUCCUCUUCGUCCGACGACACCGAGCCGCGCGUGUGGCCCGCGCCGUGCCGCACCGCGCCCCGCCCCGCCGACCGCGACCCCGACGACUCCGAGAAGGAGAACUGCGCCGCGCCCGCCGACCGCGACAAGGACGUGGACACGCGGUCGCAGGCCUCCAGCGGCGGCACGCUGCCCGACAACGAUAAGUCCAUGGACCGAACGUACAAGCCGUACUCCGCGCCGCGGCCGCCGCUCGACUGCGCCAAGCGGAACAGCGCCGCGCUGGACGCCCGCCCCGACCCCGGCCGCGACAACCAGGACGCCGACGGCGUCAAACUCAAACGCUCCGGGUCCCUGAAUCGCGACUCCGAAAAGAACGAGGCCCGCGUACUGCGCUCCGAGAGCCUCAACUGCCGCAGCGAACGGCUUCAGCGCUCAGAGUCGCUCAACAAGGGCGAGCGGCUGACCAAAUUCGAGAAGGGCGAGUGGAACGUGGUGAAGAGGCGCGAGGGCGGCGCCUGGCGCUCGACCAAGCUGAAACGCAAGAACGGCAUGCCGGAGCGCGGCAUCAAGCGGCGGCACACCGUGGGCGGCACCAAGGACUUCGACAAGGACGGCUGGAGCGCGCGGCACACGCGCACCUCGUCGCCGGACCUCACGCUGCUGCCGCCGCACCCGCUCGAGUCGCACGUGUGACGUCACGCCGCCCCGACCUAACCGUUCAUCGCCACCGAUGCGACGUCGCGGAAUCUUCAUUUCGAGAGAGGCUAUUAUUUUGAUUCGAUUCAAUUGACUGAAUAGAUUAGGUCACAAUAUCUUUACGAUAUCUGCAUAAACAUAAUACUCAGUCGUGAAAUUUCGACGUUUCAUAUUCCGAUUCGACAUAUUCAAAACUAGGUCUAAUCAAAUCGUAAUAGACGGUGCAAAACGAAAAUCUUAUAUAAUGAGUACUUUAUCGGUGCAAUACAAAGACAAGACACGUAGUUAAAAUUAUUUUGAUAUUCAACAAUUAGUUGAAAUUUCUGAACGAACGUAGCUCACUAUACAAUGCCAAAGAAUGAUUAAUAAAACCGAGAUAUUUUUGAGGAUUUUGCAUGCGCGGAGGGAACGAAUCAGUGAUCGGAAUGCGAGGACUAGGAUGAUAACAACGUUUGACAUCUCAUAUCAAGAAAAUUCAAUCGCCGUAUUGUAGAGGUCAUCGAGACGGCGACACGACGAAUAUGGACACAAACGUAGUUCCACUCAGAGGCAGGUCGUUGUGGGAACGUUCCCGAAAUCGAACACAGGAGACAGCGCCUAGACAAAAUAUUAAAUAAAAUACGGCAAUCGAAAAAUUAAAUUUCACGACAUAACGUUUACAUUACUGGUUCAUCACAUCGCAUAUACGAUGCUAUAGCACCUAUGCAAUUUUUGUGAACACUGUACUAAGAAAAUAUAUUUUUUUAAUAGUUAUUAGUGUGACGAUUUUUGAUUUUACUGAUGGAGUUGCAGUUUAAAUAUUAUCAUUUCAUUUCUAUAGCAUAGCAAAACUAUAAUAAGCUGUUGAAUUUUCCAACGUUUCUCCUGAAAAUUACAUAAUUUGCAUAAGUGACGUUAUUGCACCGUAUGUGCGACAUGCGAACUGAGUAAACAACAUUACGUUCAGCAAAUCAAUAUUGUUUUCCGUAACUGCGAGACGGUAUUUAACUGGCGUUUCGACUUCGGAAGCGCUCCUCUUGACUCUUUUACAAAUAAUUUCGUUACGAAAUAUUCUAACAGUGAAUCGAGUGGAACGUGUGAUCGGUGCAAAAAGCAUAACACUUUAAUGGUACUAGUAAUUAUUAUAAUUAAAAAAAACUUUAUGUGAGCCCGAAACCGGUAAAUACUUGAUACGGUAUAAAAUGACCGGGCUAGUAUUGUAUAACACCACUUAGUUGUAAGAAAUAUAAUUUUAAGAAAUUUAUAAUAAGUUCUCUUGGAGCUAUAAAAUAAUGGAUAAAGCGAAAUUAAUUUCGUACAUCACCUACUUGCCUACGCAACUAUAUUAGCUGAUUUGUAUUCUAUGCACAAUAUUAAAUGAUUGUAACUUACAUAUUUCGAUGCUUAUAGUUACCGUUACAGUCAGAAAGCUAACGGCGAUAGUGUAGAGAAGUCAUAAAUAAAACUAGAAUUAUUUAUAAUGUAAUUGUAUAACAGAAUAUUUGUUUUCAUUAUAAACAAAAAUAAUGAUUCGUGAAAAUGUAAAUAAAUGUAAUUGUAUUGAUGAUUAUUAUUUUAGAAAGUUCAAUAUAAUUAAUUAUAGCGACAUCAAUAAUUAUGUAAUCGGUGCGUUCUUUCGCACGUUAACACUAUCGCAGUGAUAAUUAAAUUAAAGUGAUCCUCCUUUGUAUAAAUUGUACAUUUCUUUUACUAUUAAUUUAUAUUUGUUAUACUAGGCUUUGUUGAAUGCAAAUAUUUUUAUCUGUUUUGUUUAUUCGAAGGAGUGUUUUAGGCUAAAUUCUAUUGUUAUUUAUUGUUUCGAAAAAACUGAAAAAUUAUUUGAUCCUUUCUCUUAUGAUUUUUAAAUGUAAAUAGUGAAAGUAUUGUCGGCAGAAAAAAAAAAACAAUGUUUUCGACAUUUGGUUCUAACUUUUUUUUUAUAUAAUAUAUAUUUAUAAAUUUUUAUACCAUCUUUACGUUAAGACGAUCUCAAUUUUGUUGAAUGUUUGCAAAGCGUUCCUUUUAAAGUUUUAUUUGUAAAUAUAUCAUUUACUUAAAUUGUAGGAACCCUGAAUUUACUAAUAGUACUGGAUCGCGUAGAGUUUGUAAGUUAGUUCGCCUGACAAAAGACAAGCCUCAGUAGAGGCAGACCGCGAGCGUCCGCCUCCGGACUUGUGUCAAUCAUGAAAUAAAUUCAUAGCCUUCGUAUUAACUGUUAUGAAAUAUAUUAAGAACACACCUUAAAAUACGCUAACGUGAAUCGAUCCAGAUUUACAAUAUUAAUUGUCAUUGUGUAUAUUUUGGAGCAAUGAAAAUAAAAAUAUUGAAUCAA
Messenger RNA from Bombyx mori (domestic silkworm), 7795 nucleotides. It is a transcript of the gene RhoGAP19D, whose product is annotated as rho GTPase-activating protein 21. Gene Ontology annotation, molecular function: protein binding. NCBI's taxonomy places the organism in Eukaryota, Metazoa, Arthropoda, Insecta, Lepidoptera, Bombycidae. The record is from RefSeq and is a predicted model, not a curated record. Gene Ontology annotation, biological process: signal transduction. Bases 433 to 5481 code for a protein of 1682 amino acids. The transcript has 25 exons.